AUGAAGCCUGAUAUUCUCACGUUUUACCGCACUCCAGGAGCUUUUAAAUUUUGUCGUCGGAUAAGCAGUGGACCUCCGAUAGACCAUUUCCAUACCAGCAAUCGUGGAUCGCCACUUCCCGAAAAUGUUUUACUAGAGAUUCUAUCUUUUUUAAACAAGAGAGACCUUUGCAAUGCGAUGGCUACUUGUAGACUUUUAUAUAGGGCAGGCUCCCACUGCCGGACUUGGGAACACAUGGAUUUGUUCAAUCGUACAGUCUUCAACCACUCCCUCAUUUGCUUCCUUAAUAGACGACUGAAGGUGAUGCGCAUGGCGGACACUAAUGUUGAACAAUGGCCACACCCUUCAACAUCGCCUCCUGUUUCCCUCGAAUAUCCUUUGAUGCUAACUCAUUUCGACUUGAGCCGCGCCGUUUUUGCAGAUCGGAAUCUUUUAGUUAAGAUUAUGAACGGCUGCUCGCAGCUCCAGGCAUUGUCAAUGGAGGGACAAAACAUGGGACAAGACGCGCCCGCAAUUUGUUUUGCUAUUAGUCAAAACAGUGCCUUAUCUCGUCUCGAUCUUUCAAUGACCGUCGGAAUAAAUGCUGUUUCUGCACGAUUAAUAUGUCAAGGCUGUGCUGUCCUGCAGCAUCUCAACCUUUCAUGGAGUAGCCUAGACCACGAGACAGUUCUUGCAUUCUGCUCCGAAUUACCUCAUACUGUGACGAGACUGAACAUGGCCGGAUCCUUGAACAAAUCAGCGUUGGAUGACGAUGCGGUGGAAAAGCUCGUAAGAAGCUGCCCAAAUUUAAAGGAGUUAGACUUAUCCGACAACAUCAGCGUGACGGAACGAGGUCUUCUAGCUAUAAACACGCUACUUCAGCUCGAGUCAUUGUCAUUGAACAGAUGUUACGGUAUACCUCCUAUGAAUUUUUUGCUUUGUGGUCAUUUGAAUGUUUUGAAUGUCUUUGGAUGUAUUACUGAUUCCGGGUUGGCAGCCCUGAGGAAUGGACUCCCAGAUACAAAUGUGAAUAGCAGCGUUUUCAACUACAUAGCUAAGCCAACGGUUCCGCCUGCUGUGACCAGUAUUUGGGGACAGCGCACGAAGGAUUUUUACUAG
Messenger RNA from Cooperia oncophora, 1098 nucleotides. The record is from the annotation of a GenBank genome assembly. NCBI's taxonomy places the organism in Eukaryota, Metazoa, Nematoda, Chromadorea, Rhabditida, Trichostrongylidae.